AUGCCAUUCCAACAACCAUGCUUUACACAAAGAGAAAACUGCACCCACGAUCUGAUUAACAUCACAAAACCUCGUAGUCCGGUUUUCAACGCCGUUUUAAGCCCAUACGUCAUUCACGUGACCCUCAGCUUACUCAUAAACGUGCCUUUGUCCGAUAUCGACAACGAGUACUGUAAUGAGCAUUCGGAGAGGCGUACAGCAGCUCUACAUCAACUGAAGGCGGUUCUCAAAGAAAAGUUAGGCAGAGAGCAGGUGCCACCUCCAUUUUGGGCCUUCUGUCAGGUCUCGGACGUAUCCAGACUGCAAGAGAUGGUCUUCAUUGUGGAGCAGGCCCCCAACGCCAAAAUAGCGCAGCUUUGCCUGGAACCGACAAUUAAGGAUUGUGAUUCGGCUGUAGCCCGAUGGCUACAAAACCUAAGUGCGAUUAAUACUACAAGCUCCGUGCAAAAAGCGCGAUCAGAACAACAUCUGGGCGCGAACCAAGAGCAGUUGAGAGAUUCUGGGAUAUCCUUGGCUUCUUUUUGGGAGGAAGAACGUGUGGAGCAGUGGAAAAAGGAGAUAUUCAGUGACCCACAGAACUUGAAGGAACCAAAUGAUGGUUGCUUUAACAUGGUCAGCCUUGAUAAGCAUCCACACGCUCUCUGGGGAGCUGGUACCUACAAGGAGGAUGGUGAACCGGAAUACAGGCCUAUCGCUUCAGGGGAUGUGUUUUCUCUGACCACAGAUGAUCCUGACAAACUGCCACUGCCCAGCUGGCCCCUCCUUGAAAUGCAGUGGCAUUUACAGAGGAUUGCAGGGAUGAGUGGGGCCGAAGCAAGCGAGGACUUGGACCACAAUGUUGAUGAUGAUGAUGAUGAUGAUGAUAAUGAUGCAAAAGAGAUAACCACACAUGAUCGUGACGCCACUGUACGGAGUGUUAGAGCCAUUUCUGAGUGGCUACGGCUUCUACCAGAAAAAGAGCAAUCUACAUCCCACCCACGCCUGUCAAUCCCCGUGUAGGAGCCCGGUUAGCUCCCGAAUAGUGACCAAGAGAGAGAAGGCCAAGCGGGUGCUGGC
Molecule: messenger RNA, 1056 nt
Organism: Blastomyces gilchristii SLH14081
Lineage: Eukaryota; Fungi; Ascomycota; Eurotiomycetes; Onygenales; Ajellomycetaceae
Exons: 6
Coding region: 1-999 (332 amino acids)
Source: RefSeq, a predicted model, not a curated record